AUGUGAUGUAUAGUUGCUGGUCGGGAAAGGAACGCUGAGGAAUAUUGAGUGGCGGAGAUUCUGUAAGGAUGUACCCUGUUGCUGCUGAUAGCGCGUCUUCCAUUCCCUGGAUAGCUAUGGAAUAUACGAUGGAUAGGAAUACUCGCGUGCAAAUUUAUGUUGACGUGAGCGGGCCCUCCACUCAUCAUGGAUUCCUUGGCCACAAGUCGCUAUGGCAGUGGUAGAAGGGGGCCGAUGAGACAGGGGAGUAAGGGAUCAGGGAGGGCCAUCCCAAUACCCCUAGAACCCCUUAAGCCGGGCAGCAGGAUGGACCCCCAAGAGCGUCUCUUCCUGGAGGCGGCCGAGAGGGGAGACAAACAUACUGUGGCGCGCUGUCUGCAGGGACCUAAUCCAGUCAAUGUCAACUGUACAAACAUCUUAGGGAGGUCGGCGAUUCAGAUUGCCGUCGACAAUGAAAACACGGAGAUCGUGGAGUUACUCCUGCACCAAGAUGGCGUCAAGAUCGGGGACGCUCUCCUUUACGCCAUCCGAGAGGGUGUCUAUAGAAUCGUGGAGAUGCUCAUCGACCACCCGAGCAUCACCCGGGAAAUGCUCGGCUUCGAAUGGGCAAAGACAAAGAUAUGUAGCGGUGAACAAAGUUCUGAAUACAGCCCCGAUAUAAGCCCUGUGAUUCUGGCCGCAACGUGUAAUCAGUUUGAAAUAUUGCAGCUGCUGCUUUCGCGGGGCGCGACGAUCGCGAAGCCGCAUGUGUUGUCUUGCGAUUGUGAGAAAUGCAUACAACAGGUGAAUGAGGAUAGUUUGCGACAUUCGCUGUUGCGUAUACACACUUUCCGCGCGCUGGCAAGUCCAGCGUGGAUCUCUCUCACUAGUCCAGAUCCAAUCUUAACUGCUUUUAAACUUUCGUGGGAGCUACAACACUUAGCGAAACGGGAGAACGAAUUUAAAGACACGUAUAACACACUCGCUGAUUCGUGUAAGAAAUACGCAUGUGAUUUAUUAGACCAGUGCCGAAGUUCUGAAGAAGUUAUAGCUGUUCUCAACAAAGAAUCAGACGAAGACGAAGUCCCACCGCCGCAAGAGGGCGGAUACGAUGAGAAACUCAGUCUCUCAAGGUUAAAACUCGCGCUAAAAUACGAACAAAAACAAUUCGUUUCGCAUCCAAACUGUCAGCAAUUGUUGACUGGGAUCUGGUACGAAGGACUUCCAGGUUGGCGGAAGCGAAAUGUGAUUACGAAAAGCUUUAUGUGCAUCAUGCUGAUCGCAAUGCUGCCGUUAUUCGUGCUAAACUAUUUGAUUGUUCCGCGAAGCCGCGUUGGCCAAAUCCUGCGGAGUCCGUUCAUGAAAUUUUUAUACCACAGCGCCUCGUUUGCUGCUUUCCUUACAAUGUUAUUAUUUGCCUCUACGGAGAUGGUCGACGAUGAAUCGAGGGCGUUCGAUCGGGGACCUUUCCCCUCGGAAUUGGAAUGGCUCAUAUUCAUUUGGGUUGCAGGUUUUGUUUGGGCGGAAGUGAAACAAGUGUGGGAGGAAGGAUGCAAGGCCUAUAUCCGGCAAUGGUGGAACUGGAUGGACUUCAUCAUGCUGUCGCUGUAUCUCUGCUCAUUCUCCCUCCGAAUGGUAUCCUGGUACCAGGUCCACAUGACAGACGCAGAACCCAAGGAGCUAAACAGAAAAGACUGGCCUGAAUACGACCCCACGCUCAUCUCAGAAGGAUUAUUCGCCAUCGCAAACGUAUUCAGUUUUGCUCGGAUUAUUUUCUUGUUUCAAGCGAACCCCCAUUUGGGGCCCCUGCAGAUCUCGUUGGGAUGUAUGCUGAUAGAUAUUGCCAAGUUCUUGUUUAUAUUUUUUCUCGUCGUGAUCUCGUUUGCGUGUGGAUUGAACCAGCUGUACUUUUAUUUCAAUAGGACGCUGAAGUUAGAAAGGGCGGCGCGAGAUAAUACAACUUGUGCGGCAACAAAGGAAAAUCCGUUUUUGUCGCUGGGUACCACUCUAGUAACCCUCUUCUGGUCGUUAUUUGGUCUCACCAACAAGAACGAGGUCCGUAUGAACCUGAUGGGGAGUGACGGCGUGGUCAAGGUGUUCUUCACGGAGGGUAUCGGGGAGACCCUGUUCAUUGUCUAUCACGCCAUGGCCAUCAUCGUCCUUAUAAACAUGCUGAUCGCCAUGAUGUCAAAUUCAUUUCUUACCAUAGAGGACCACGCCGACAGAGAAUGGAAGUUCGCCCGCUCUAAGUUGUGGAUGGGAUACUUCGACGAAGGCUCCACUCUCCCGCCACCAUUUAACCUGAUCGUGAGCCCGAAGUCCAUCUAUUACUUUUUCCGUGGAUGGAAAAGACUCUUAUGCAAAUGUAUUCGACGGAACAGGAGACCAAAGCUACGCCGGAAGUCAACAGAGGGUACAAUAAAGCAAUGCAACGGGGAUCAGAUAAGCCAAUCGAAUCGGCCGUCGAAGGGUAGCAACAGUGCGAGCAGCGCUUUUGGGGCGGACCAGGCCGUGCCAGGACCACCACUCUACCAGGAUGUGAUGCGGCGACUGGUGAGCAGGUACAUCCACCAGAUUAAAAAACAGCUGAGACAGGAUGGAGUAAACGAGGAUGAUCUCUUGGAGAUAAAACAGGACAUAUCAAGCCUCAGGUACGAACUUCGCGAAGAUAGAAAGCGCGAAUCUGCCCGAACGACGGGACACAUGGACAACUUGAAAAGGGACAUUCUUCGUAGUAUACACUGCAUUGGUGGUUUGCCCGUCAACGGUAUAACCAACGGCAUCCACGACGGAAACACCAUGCCUCAUUCCAUGUCCGGCAACUUCCUCUCGCAGAACGAGAUAGAGACGUUAAAGAACGAGAUCGUGACGUCAUUACGGGUCGAGAUGCGCGAACUUGUGCAGGAAUUUGCAAUGAACCAGCAUAAUAUGAACAGUAGUCCGAAUCACCUUCCCAAUAUUUUACCACCGAUAAAUUCCGAGUUGUAUCAUACUCACCUUUAUACUCAGUUGUGAUAUUUGGAUUGUGGAGGGUGAAGACGGUGUUUGUUUGCAAUAAGACUGAUAAUUUAUCUGUGCUGGUCACAGAACUUGACCAAAUGAGAAAACGGAAACGUAAUCCUCCAUUGCGCUUAGAACUGUAUAUUUUUCAGAGAACCUUAAGAAAAGGAUUCCAAGAUAACUGCUUUGUCGAAUGUGUGAAGGCCUAUUCCCUGUGCUUGAAUUUGAAAUUUUCCAUUUGUGUAUAAAAUACGUAGGCCUACUGAAUAUGUAUUUCAACGAUGUACGUGUAGUUGUGUAGACUGAUUUACAAAUACUAUGAAUGCCAAGUUUUAACUACUGUAAUCUGUGUUCAUAAUCACUGCACUGUGGCAAUGUUUAUCUCUAUUUACCUGUACCACCAGAAAAUACAUGUACAGUGAACACGAACAAAGAAGGACUUUAGGUCAAGUGAAAUCGAGGUAUAAAUUCCCGGUCAAAUGGUAAAAACUUCAAAUAUCAGUGAGUAUGAGUAUAUAUUGAGAAACGGUAAAGGAAGCCUUUAGAUGGUCCGUUCCGAUCCUCUGACAUCAAUGGCCAAUCAGAUAUUUGGCAUCAGUGACCAAUCGGAGCAUCCGUCACUAAAGAUUCAGAGAGACGAUAGUGGCACCAUCAGUGUGACCAUUCGGGGUGACCUUUAUCUGUUCGCCAGCUACAGUCAAUGAAAGUGCAGGAUUUUGAAAGGAAAACGAAUUACUCAUAGCAGAAAGGAACAUGGUGUAGACAAUAUGUGAUCAUUUGUGAUAAAGUGACCCAAGGUAGUUUUUAAGAAGGAUAUUUGAGGGCUACCUAUUGAUUGGCCGGUCAGAGUCAGGGGGCUUCGAAUGACUUUCGGAAAGGGUAAUGUGAUGUAACUUUGCCACAAGUACUGGUGGACAGAAACUUGGAUAUGUCUGGACCACCUCAGCACAGCCGAAACUCGAACCAUCUCGAAGUUUACUCGGAUAGCUCGCGCGAUUCUCGGGAAAGCGUCCCAUAGAUUUAGGUCACCAGUCCCAGGUGUGCAGCCCCCUGACAUGACCUUUUAUUUUCUGAUUGAGCUUUUUGGUAGCCCUGCAAAGACCUGAUGGUGAAUGUUUGAAGGGUACGCUUGAUUGCUUUGUUGUUGUUACUUUACGGCUGAUGGUUGGGUUCAGUGUCGUCAAAGAACCUGUCAAUUUGAGUCGAUCAUAUUAUACAUAUCUUUUCUUUACAAUUUUGAUGUUUUCAUUUACAGCAAUGUCAAAGCAUUUGUUAUAUUGUGUUAUAUUUUAAUGUCUAACUGGUUAGUUUGGUGUGAAACCCAACAUUCCACCUCCUCAGAUGGAAGGGUCCAUCCUGUGUGAUUCAGGGUUUUUUCACUCCUACGUCAUGUAAAUAUAGAGAGGAGGAGUAUAUCGAAAACCGACCUGAUCAACGAGGAUGUAUGGCCCUAGUGCCAUUGCCAAUGUGCGGCCUGUAUGGUCAAAGACCACUCAAAUCUUGUUUUCGGUUUAUUGGCUGCUAAGGUAUACUACACCACUUACCACCCCUUUGAGGCUGUAGAGUAUUGAAUGGUUUGCUCCAAUCUCCUAGCCUCGCAAUUAGUAACGGUUACUUAGUGAUACUUGCACCGUGUUCUUACUUUUGCUCCGCAGCAAAUGCUAUGUUGCCUCUUAUUGGGAGAUUGGGUCAGCCCGUAUUAUCGUUUCCUUUUUCAGUUUUUCAGCUACGAUAGAUAUGCGCAAUGUGAAAGAACAGGCCGAAGCGGGGAAGCCACGGCCGCAGUUUGGGCGGCUUCCGAGUUGCGGUAAUUUGCGGUAGCUUUCGUAAAUUUGCGGUAGCAUGCGGUCAGUCUUAUUUUUUAUCACUAUCGGUCAGCCGGAGGCUUCAAAUGUGACUGAAUAGCCGAAUAAUCAUCUUCUGGAUUAGCCUCACAAUUCCGAGUCCCACGAUUAGUCGAUUAGAAAAACAGCGCCCCUUCCUUCAAAGACGCGAUAAAGUUCUAUUUCAACUAGUGCAUUUGGAUCUUGGGACUUGGGGAACACGAUAGCUGAAGUUUCAUAUUAAAGGUUGCAUCUACAAUAAGGGAAAAGCCGUUUUUGCAAGCCCAUUUUUGCAAGGAAUAUACUGCGGAACUCGGAACUCAGGAAUACCCGAUGACUCGGAAUCUGGACUAGGCAGGAAUUGCCCGGAGUUCAGGAUUUUGAUUCUCCGGGGAUUGAAAGUGGCAUCUACGAGAGAAAAAGAAUACAAUGUACCUCUCGUUAUUCUGUAAUGGCCAAUUAUAAGUACACAAAACACUGUUAUGUACAGAAAUAUAUUAGAUACAUAAAUAAGGUGUACAAAUUAUGUGACGAUGCGAUGUUGUCAAACUGGUCAAAGGGUCAUAUCAGAUUGGGUUUAAAAUCCUUACUUAACAAGGACUAUAGCUGUCUCGCCUAAAAGAAAAAGAAAAUGGGUGACUAUACGUGUGAUUAUUCCUCUGGGCAG
Messenger RNA from Lineus longissimus, 5469 nucleotides. Its product is annotated as transient-receptor-potential-like protein. Gene Ontology annotation, cellular component: cation channel complex; plasma membrane. Gene Ontology annotation, biological process: calcium ion transmembrane transport; single fertilization; regulation of cytosolic calcium ion concentration. The transcript has 10 exons. The record is from RefSeq and is a predicted model, not a curated record. The coding region runs from base 187 to 2994 and encodes 935 amino acids. NCBI's taxonomy places the organism in Eukaryota, Metazoa, Nemertea, Pilidiophora, Heteronemertea, Lineidae. Gene Ontology annotation, molecular function: store-operated calcium channel activity; inositol 1,4,5 trisphosphate binding; protein binding.